UUAUCUGGGAAGUUUCAGGUCUUCAGUUUAUUUCUAUGGUGAAACUUAUUCUAAUUUCCAAUCCAAGAUUCUGGAACGCAUCUCCCAUUAUGAAGUGGACCUCAGGGUGGGAGUGGAAACAGAACCUCUUGUUCACACUCCACACCCUCAUCUUCCAGCAGUGAGGGUAGACUAUUAAGGCUCUCAUGUCAUCAAGGAUCAAGGCAAUGGGAUAAGGGAGACUCUAGACAUUUGUUUCCUCACCAGUGAAAAUUAAAUGAAGACCCAGGAAUCACUACAGCUAUAGAGAUGAGAAGGACAUUUCAGCAGCUAGAGUGUGGUGGCAUUAUUUACUCAGGAGAAGAAAGUAUAGGAAACUAAAGAAAAUACUGAAGAUAAUCUCAAAAGGUGACAAUCUUUUUCAAUCUCAUCUACACUUCAAUUUUGGAAUAGUCUAUAAUAUUUGAGAAUUAACAGAAAUAUUGCAAGAUAAAAGCUAGUAGCUGUUAUGUAAAAGUAUCCAUUUUCCAUGGAUUCUAGCUAAAAGACGAACAGUUACUAAAUCAUCCCCACAAGCCAACUGCUUUGAAAAAGACCUCUACUACAACACAAGAUGGUGCAUUAGCAUAUUAUGGGCAACACUUUGUGCCAUUAGACUACUUCUACCAACUGUCUUCAGCCAAUGCAUUAACACAUCAACAUACAGGUGAAGAACUAAAUCAGUUCAAUAACCAACCUAUGGCCAAAGUGCAAUCCCAUAGCAAUCACUUUGCAGCACCUCCAUUAGGCUCCAAUAGGAAGGUCCAGAGAUGCUCAGUAUUGCCUUCUCCCAAAUCUCAUGACAAAAUUUCACAGAGCUUCUGUGAUAGGAUUCUGAAUUCACCAGUGUUCCAUGCCAAGCAUCCGAAUAUACCUUCAAUAGGCCUCCACUGGAGAAGUUCAUUGGGGCCUGCUCAAAGAGCCCUGAACUCUCAUUUGUUGCACUCCAAAGCUCAAACAACAUCUUCAUCUGACCUCAACAUGACAUCAUCACUGGAGCUCAAUCAAACAGCCCUGAGUUCACAAUUACCCUUCUGUAAACCUCAAACAACGUCUUCAAGCCUAGAUGUUUGCUGGAGAUCACCUUCAUUGAAGUCUCAUCAAAGAGUCUCAAGUUCAUCAUUAUUUCGCCUCCAAAAUCAAGAAAUACCUUCCAUAAACAUCAUUUGGGCAUCAUCUUCCUUGGGACCCAAACGAAAAGCCCUUAGCUCGACAUUGCUUCAAUCCAAACCUCAGAAACCAUCCUCAUCGGACUACCUUUGGACAUCUUCAUUGCAGCGCAAUCAAAGAUCUUUGAGAUCACCAUCACUCAACACAAAACUUCAAACAAGUGACUUAUCUUGGACAUCACCUUCUUUCAAACCUAAUCAAAUGGCUUUUACCUCUCCAUUACUUGACUCUAGGCUUCAGAAAACACCUAUAUUGAACUCUAACCCCACUAUUGGAAGUUUACCAGUGACCCAUUCAAAAGCAAGGCAAUCAGCAUCAUCAUAUUUUGUCCACCCAUCUGAGAAUUUACCAUCAUUUCAGCUCAAUUCUCAGUCAAUGUUUAUGCUUGAUUGUAACUUCCAGACCACGAAUUCACCUGUCUGUCACUCCAAGUUUCAGAAUACCACUUCACCAAAUGACAAACACAGAGUCACACAUCUACCAUCACCCCAUCCAAAAACAAAUGUCUCAGGUCAAUUAUUAUCAAGCUCCAAACACUGCACCAGGAACACAGCUGCUUCAACAUUAGGUUUCAGACUCCAGAGUAAAAGCAGCUUUGAGUUUUCUCCAAAGACAGAAUCAAAUAAGGAAAUUCCAUGGACUUUAAAGUAUAGUCAGCCCUGCAUUGUUAAAGGUGGAACCGUCCCUGAUGAUGUCGUAAAUAAAAUUGUCAAUUCUAUCUCGAAUACCAGAAUACAGAGGGAUCUCUGUAGGCAGAUUUUGUUUAGAAGGAUGAGGGGAAGGCCAAAUCCUCGCCCUGGUCCUCGCUUGUCAUCAAAUUAUGUGGUUUGCUUAGCUUGUGCUUCCUGCAUAAAAUCUCCAUGUAACCAUCUUAAAGGAAAGAAAAAUCCUCGUUGUGCAACACUUUCUGUCAUACCAACACCUGAGGCCAAUUCUGAGGGCAAAAUAGAAGUGAAGUUAGUUCUUAUCCUUUCUCUACCAGAGACUUUCUCAUCUUGUCUCCCAUUCCCUAUGAAAGAAAAGCAACCUAAUGAAGCUCCUGAAGACAAUCUUGGAGGAGUAGAGAAGAUACAACAGUUUUUCCCCACAUCUGAACGGGAUAUCCAGGGACUUAAUAUGAAGCAAAUAUGGUGGGCGGUAGCCCCUGAAAACAAAGUUAUAGGCCAACAGCCCCAGGCUAUUGACUUUUAUGUUAAAAAAAAAAAUUCUCAGCCACAAUCCCUGCUCCCACCCUCCUCCUCCUCCACUUCCUCCUCCUCCACCACCUCCUCCUCCUCCUCUGUUGCCUCUGCCUCUUCUGACUCCUCUUCUUCAUCUUCUUCCACCUCUUCCUUUUCCAUCUCACCCUCUUCUCCCUCUCCUUCCAAAGAGUUUAUGACCCUCACUCUCUCACGUCCUGUAUUCCCUAAGGUACUUAGUUACCAUCGGUUGCCUGCAGGGGUCUCCUGGCUUGAGUUUAUAUGUAGUAAAGAUUACCAGCUGCAUCCCAGAAAAUCAAAUCGAAGCCAAUCAUCAUCUCUCAAAACAAAGCCUGUGAGGAACAACAAUACAGUAAAAUGGAGAAAGGGAGCAAACACAGUGUUCAAAUUUUUCCGGACCAAAUGAGAAAUUGUGAUUAAAUUAACGUUUAGUCUGUUUGAAGGCAUUGAUCUCUUAGUUCUUUGAGACUAGUGUUUGAUUUCCAGGGAACUAUUAUCCUAUGGUCUAUUUUCUGGUUAAAUAAUGGACUAUGAUCUUCUAGAAGCCCAAAACUGAAUCCUAUGUUUUUGACUGAAUGUCUGGCUUAUAGUAGCCACUUUGUAAUUAUUGUUGAAUGAGUUUAACAUAGUUGGCCAUAGACCAGAAAUACUUCAUCUGUCUUACCCUAAAUGUAACUAGCUCAUUAAUAUUCCCUUUCCUCAGAAGCCAAUCUAUGCUAAUCUGUUUCCCUAUGUUUAAUGAAAAGUCAGAUCAUGUUCAAUGGAUAAGAAAAUCUAUAAAGAGAAAUCCUUUCAAUUAUUUGUUUGUAUGGAAAAUUCUUCUAUGUCAAUAGCCUACACUCCAAAGUCCAAUGAUUUAUUCAACUUUAGUUAAUAAAUAUGAAGAAAGAAUAAUUACUGUUACAAAUAAUCCUACUUAAUGCUGACUGUGUUGAUAUUUUAAUUAUGGACUCUUAAGUCACCUGUUCAUCAUGGCUAUCUAUACAAACAAAAUGAGUUAAUAAAAAAUGUUUUAAAAAUG
This is a messenger RNA of Symphalangus syndactylus (siamang), 3408 nucleotides long. It is a transcript of the gene CSNK2A2IP, whose product is annotated as casein kinase 2 subunit alpha' interacting protein. NCBI's taxonomy places the organism in Eukaryota, Metazoa, Chordata, Mammalia, Primates, Hylobatidae. The record is from RefSeq and is a predicted model, not a curated record.